Messenger RNA from Antrostomus carolinensis (chuck-will's-widow), 1810 nucleotides. Its product is annotated as CUB and sushi domain-containing protein 3-like. The record is from RefSeq and is a predicted model, not a curated record. Lineage: Eukaryota; Metazoa; Chordata; Aves; Caprimulgiformes; Caprimulgidae. Bases 320 to 1810 code for a protein of 496 amino acids. The transcript has 12 exons.
UGUAGUGAUUGACUGUGGCCAUCCUGGCGUUCCUCCUAACGCGGUCCUGUCUGGAGAUAAAUAUACGUUUGGGUCUACUGUUCAUUAUACCUGCACAGGUAGACGAUCGCUGUUAGGGCAGUCAUCUCGUACGUGUCAGUUGAACGGACACUGGAGUGGAUCUCUUCCUCAUUGCUCAGGUGAUGCAGCUGGUUCUUGUGGUGAUCCAGGUAUCCCAGGUCAUGGGUCUAGGGAAGAAAACAAUUUUAAAAUUAAAAGCACGGUACAUUUCAGCUGUGAUAUUGGAUAUAUCCUCCAUGGCUCAGAAGAAAGAACAUGUAUGGCAAAUGGAAGUUGGACAGGAAAACAACCUGAAUGCAAAGCUGUGCAAUGUGGUAAUCCAGGAACAACCGCAAAUGGAAAAGUAUUUCGUAUUGAUGGAACUACAUUCUCUAAUUCAGUAAUUUAUUCAUGCAUGGAAGGAUAUAUACUUUCUGGAUCAUCUGUAAGACAAUGUACUGCCAAUGGAACAUGGUCUGGAUCCUUGCCAAACUGCACAAUUAUCAGUUGUGGAGAUCCAGGAGUCCCAGCCAAUGGCAUGAGAUAUGGUGACGAUUAUGUUGUUGGACAAAAUGUUACUUAUAUGUGCCAACCUGGUUAUACAAUGGAAUCACAAAGCUCCUUAAUUCGCACUUGCACUAGCAAUGGCACAUGGAGUGGAGUAAUCCCAACAUGCAAAGCUGUUACCUGCCCAACUCCUCCGCAGAUCUCUAAUGGAAGGUUGGAAGGAACAAACUUGGACUGGGGAUUUAGCAUUAGCUAUGUUUGCUCUCCAGGAUAUGAACUCUCUUUUCCAGCUGUUCUGACUUGCGUUGGGAAUGGAACAUGGAGUGGUGAAGUACCUCAGUGCUUGCCAAAGUUUUGUGGUGACCCUGGAAUACCUGCACAAGGGAAAAGAGAAGGCAAAAGCUUCAUCUACCAGUCAGAAGUCUCUUUCAGCUGCAAUCUUCCUUUUAUUCUGGUUGGCUCCAGCACCAGGAUUUGCCAAGCAGAUGGCACAUGGAGUGGUUCUUCUCCUCGAUGUAUAGAACCUACUCGCACAGCAUGUGAAAAUCCAGGAGUCCCAAGGCAUGGGUCACAAAACAACACAUUUGGCUAUCAGGUGGGAAAUGUUGUUCAGUUUCAGUGUAAAAAAGGACACCUUCUCCAUGGCUCAACAACACGAACUUGCCUUCCUGAUCUUACAUGGAGUGGAAUCCAGCCAGAAUGUAUACCUCACAACUGUAAACAACCAGAAACACCAGCCCAUGCUAAUGUUGCAGGAAUGGAUCUUCCCUCACUUGGUUAUACCUUGAUUUACACUUGUCAGCCAGGCUUCUUCCUGGCCGGAGGAUCAGAACAUAGAGCCUGUAGGUCUGAUGGCACGUGGACUGGGAAAGUUCCAGUUUGUGAAGCUGGUUCCAAAAUAUUAGUGAAGGACCCCAGACCAGCUUUGGGAACUCCAAGCCCCAAACUAAGUGUUCCUGAUGAUGUAUUUGCCCAAAAUUAUAUAUGGAAAGGAUCUUACAAUUACAAAAGCAAGAAACAGCCCAUGACGUUGACAGUCACCAGUUUCAAUGCAACUUCAGGAAGAGUAAAUGCAACACUUACAAACAGCAAUAUGGAAUUGCUGUUAUCAGGAGUGUAUAAAAGCCAGGAAGCUCGGCUAAUGCUCCACAUAUAUCUCAUUAAAGCACCCUCGCAUACAUCUGUGAGCAAGUUGAAAGAGGAAAAAUGGGCUAUGGAUGGUUUUGUGAGUAUAUUUCUGCUACAAAAAAAGAGAGAAGGAUAA